AUGGCAUUCCCUGUGGAUAUGCUAGAUAACUGCAGUCAUGAGGAACUGGAAAAUUCUGCUGAAGAUUACAUGUCAGAUUUAAGGUGUGGGGAUCCUGAAAAUCCAGAGUAUUUUUCUCUUCUCAAUAUUACGAUUCCUAUUAGCCUUUCAAAUGUAGGCUUUGUACCUCUUUAUGGUGGAGAUCAGACCCAGAAAAUUCUUGCUCUUUUUGCACCCGAGGAUUCACUCACAGCUGUGGCACUUUACCUUGCUGAUCAGUGGUGGGCUAUUGAUGAUAUUGUGAAAACGUCUCUUCCUUCUAGAGAUGGGCUUAAGCAGGUGAGCACUCUUGGGGAGAGAGUGGUUCUGUAUGUUCUGAAUCGAAUUAUUUAUAGAAAACAGGAAAUGGAGAGAAAUGAGAUCCCGUUCCUGUGUCAUAGCAGUACUGAUUAUGCUAAGAUUCUGUGGAAGAAAGGAGAGGCCAUUGGGUUUUAUUCAGUUAAGCCUACAGGAAGCAUGUGUACCUCAUUUCUUACCCAAAGUUACCAACUGCCAGUUCUUGAUACAAUGUUUGUAAGAAAGAAAUACCGGGGCAGAGAUUUUGGGCUUAAUAUGCUGGAGGAUUUCGUUGAUUCCUUUACAGAAGAUGCUCUUGGCUUGCGGUAUCCACUGUCUUCUCUAAUGUGCACAGCUUGUAAGCAAUACUUUGAAAAGUAUCCAGGAGACCAUGAACUCCUUUGGGAAGUUGAAGGUGUUGGACACUGGUACCAGCGAAUACCAGUCACCAGAGCAUUGCAGAGAGAAACACUUAAAAUUCCAGCAGUUUCUCAAAAUGAAGCUAAAAGACCUGUGUCUGGAGAAUAUGGUGUCGCAUCUGUUCCGGAAUAUGAAACAGGAAGUGAAGACAAUCAGGCUAGCGAGAUGCAGCUCACUAUCGAUUCCUUAAAAGAUGCCUUUGCCAGUACUUCAGAAGGUCAUGACAAAACACCAGUUUCAACUCGUACUCGAAGUAGUAAUUUAAAACGACCAAAGAUUGGAAAGCGGUUUCAAGAUUCUGAAUUCAGUAGUUCUCAAGGUGAAGAUGAAAAGACUCCCCAGACUUCACCUACAGCUUCAAUAAACAAACUUGAGUCUACUGCACGUACAUCAGAAAGCUCAGAAGAAUUUCCAGAAGAAGAACCUGAACCGAGAGUGACAGAGUUUGAGGAUGAAAGUAGUGAUAAAGAUACACGGCCAGGACCAGAAACCCAGACACGCCCAGAGAAGCAAGAUGGUGAAAAGGAAUCUGAGUCAGAGCCUAUGAAUGGUGAGAUAAUGGAUGAUACUCUAAAGACCUCACUUAUAACUGAGGAGGAAGACUCCACCAGUGAAGUUUUAGAUGAAGAAUUAAAGUUGCAGUCUUUUAAUUCUAAUGAAGACUCUACAAAUCUUGUCCCACUGGUGGUAGAAUCUUCAAAACCCUCUGAGGCUGUUGUGGCAGAUAAGACCCCACAAAUAACUGAUUCAGAAAUGUUGAUAGAAGAAGACCCAUCUGAUGAAAAGGGGCACAAUGAAGAGAAACUGUCCCCCGUUUCAAGAAAGAAAGCACAUUUGGGGAGCUCAGACAAUGUUGGGACUGUCUCAAAUGAAGAACGAUCAGACAGUGGCUUUCCAAACUCGGUAAUAGCUGAGUUUUCUGAAGAACCGGUCUCUGAGAAUGUAUCACCUAACACUACUUCCUCAUUAGAAGAUCAGGGUGAGGAGGGGGCAUCUGAGCCCCAGGAGACAUCUACUGCUCUUCCUCAGAGUUCUCUGAUAGAGGUUGAACUUGAAGAUGUGCCAUUUUCACAGAAUGCAGGACAGAAGAACCAGUCGGAAGAGAAAAAGUCUGAAGCAUCUUCUGAGCAGCUGGAUCAGUUCACACAGUCAGCAGAAAAAGCUGUGGAUAGCAGCUCGGAGGAAAUAGAAGUGGAAGUGCCUGUGGUGGACAGGCGGAAUUUAAGAAGAAAGGCCAAGGGGCAUAAAGGACCUGCUAAGAAGAAAGCCAAGCUGACCUGAAGAAGAAAUGCAGAUGAUAAAUCCUCUCCUUUGUAACAUAAUUAUUGUUUUUAAAAUGUGGUAAUUAAUAAACAGCAUGGGGGCACAGGACAGAAAUUUCCACGAUUUCGAUUUGAAGUUAUUUACUAUGCAGUUUUUCUGUUCCCUUUAGGACCUAGGAUUCAUCAUUCUUUUUAAUUUUUGAAUAUUUUGUGUAAAUGCAGUUUUUUAUUUUUAUUAACCAUGUUUCAACUUGGGAAAACUAGAUCAUAUUAUAUUUUCUUUGGCAGGUGGAAUAUCUGACCAUUAAUAUUUCAAAAAAAUAAAAUAAAAAAACUGCAAGUAGUAGGUUUUCCAUGACAGGUAAGGAUCACGGAAAUCUUUUAUACUAGGGCUUUUAAUAAUAAAACUGGGUGAGGGAAUCCGGAAGUUUUAUGUUGGAUAUUAAAACUAAUCACCAUUCUUUUUUAAAUGUAGGCAUGCCUAAAUAAAGAUAAAUGCCAGCAAAUCGGAAUAUAACUUAAAAUAAAUGAGAGCACAAAAACAGAACCUUAUUUGAAGGUGAAUGAAGAUGUUAUUUUAGUUUUGGCCUUUUAAUCCUACAUGCUGUUUUCAUUCCACUUCAGUGUCUGUGGAAAGGUACACACAAAAUCUGUUUCUGACUCACUUUUGAUAUCAUCUGAUAUUAACAGUUCUGCUAGGGAUUUAAUGUGGCAUGUAGGCACUAAUACAGUUAUUUCGAAUUUUGUUUGAAGUAUUAGCUAUACUUUUUUUUUUAAUCUCUGCAUAUUUGCAAAUGCUUUUAUAAGCAUAAAGAGUACACUUGCACAUGUAACAGGUAAAACAUUCCAGUUAAUAUAACUUAGGGAUAUAGUUUAACUUGGACCCUGUGGUCCUGAUUUAGAGAUAGAUGAAUUUAGCAGGAGACUAUACAUUUGUCCUCACCCCAUUAGGAAGUAUGAAGCUCUUUCCUAAGGCUUCCCCUUAAUCCUGCCACUGCCCCGUUUCUGGAGUCUUAUUUAAAUUCUCUUCAGCUUUGAUCUACUCUCUCAGUGAUUCUCCAACGGAAAUACCUACUUGUCUGCCUGCCAGCUUAUGCCUUGGGUGUACAUUUUUGGGUAGGUUUGGAACUGUGCCAAUCUUAGACCUGGACAGCUUGGAGUAAAGCUGCCUAAGGAGCUGGAAUUACACAAGCUUAAGUCAUCUUGGGGGCUUCAGAUGUCCCUUUGGUCUUGCUCACUCUUUUUUUUUUUUAAAUUUAACUUUAUUUAUUAUCAUUAUCAUUGUUAUUUUCCAGUU
Molecule: messenger RNA, 3294 nt
Organism: Tupaia belangeri chinensis (Chinese tree shrew)
Lineage: Eukaryota; Metazoa; Chordata; Mammalia; Scandentia; Tupaiidae
Gene: FAM169A
Product: family with sequence similarity 169 member A
Source: RefSeq, a predicted model, not a curated record